AUGUUAGAAAUUGAAAAUUUAAGUGAUACAGCAAAAGCAUUAGGUUUAUAUAUGAUAACUGUAAUUACUGGUUUGGCUAUACAUUUACUUGGUACAUUAGCAUUACUCUAUUAUUCGGUAACAAGAAAAAAUCCAUUCACAUUCUAUAAAGGUUUAUUUCAAGCUUGGAUUACAGCACUUGGAACUGCAUCCAGUGCAGCUACUCUACCAAUUACAUUUCGUUGUUUAGAACAAAAUCUAGGCAUUGAUAAACGUGUAACACGUUUUGUUCUACCUAUUGGUGCAACAAUCAAUAUGGAUGGAACUGCACUAUAUGAAGCUGUUGCAUCAAUUUUUAUUGCACAAAUUAAUGGAAAAUAUUUGACAAUUAUUGAAGUAUUUAUUGUAAGUGAUUCAUCGUUUGAUUACAACUGUUUAUAUAAUAAGUUUUGUGAUAAUGAUUCUCAAUCAAACUACCAAUCAGAUGAUGUGUAUUCAACUUCUCGAAAUUCUAUGAAUCAUUCUUGUCUUAGUGAAAAUGCUAAACCAACUGCUUAUAAUUGGGGUAGUCGUGGUCCAGCAUUUGACGGGGCUUUAGGUAUAUGUGUUGCUGCUCCCGGUGGUGCUAAUACGUCUAUAGCUAGUUGGCAAUUAAAGCCAGCCAGUGUUCUGAGUGGAAGUUCAAUGAGUGCGCCUAUGGUUACUGGUGGAAUUAGCCUUAUACUCUCUGGAUUGCGUCAUCGAUAUACGUGUAUUGAUAGUGAACGAUUGAAAAUUCCACCAUCACUUAUUUAUAGAUGCUUAAUGACUACUUCUAAGUCAUUUAAACAUUUAUCUUAUUUGGAUCAAGGUUAUGGUUUGAUGCAAGUAGACAGAGCCUUCUGUUAUGUAGAUCAUUUCAAGAAUAUAAAUGAUAUUGAUCAUGUUAAUGAUGCUGAUCAUAUAUCCUCACCAUCAUUAAAUAUUAAAAACUCGUCAAUAAAAUUAUUACCUGUACCUGAUCCAUGUAUAAUGUAUGGUUGGCACAUUCGAUUGACUGUUUCUGGACCUGGUUGUACACUACAAAAUCGUGGAAUUUGGUUAAGACGGGGAUGGCCAUUGAGUCCACGAGCCGUGACUAGUGUAGACCAAUUACCGUUGUUACGGUACACCGUGAGUAUGAACAUUGAAUUUGACGAGUAUGUUCCUAUUGGUAUUCGACGAAACAUGGAAUUGCAUUUAACUACUGAGGUAACUUCUGACCUAGAUAAACUAACAAAUUGUAAUGCUUGGUUACAAAUUGCUCCAAUGAUAACUGUUACAAGUACACCAAGAGAUAUUAACCUAGUUAUCGAUCCAAAUAGAUUUAAUCAAUUGUUAUGUGAAAUAGAUGAGGAAGUUUCUCCCUUAAAUGAUGAAUGUGAUGCAACAAUAAAGAAAACACAAUAUUUAUGCAAUAAAUGUGCAGAGAUUAACAAAAGCCUUACUAAGGGACUCCUGAAUCGUCAGGAGAUAUCUUCGCUACCAGAGGAUCAAUUGAAGUCACAACUAUGCACAGAACAACACAAUGAACUAUCAGGUUUCGGUUGGCCAUCAAAUCUAAUUUCUUCAGUUAAACAUCCUUUUCAUUCAUUGCCUGUUAAAUCACAAAAACCAUAUGUUAUGAUGCUUAGUUUUAAAGCUAUUAAUGAUCCAGAAAUGGGCCGGUUAGCAGAUUUGCCAAUAAUUAUACAUAUGCCACAUAGAUUACAUAGAGAUUGUUGUUCGGACCACCCACGUUUCUUGUUCUCAGAUAGAUUUGAUGCUAAAAAUAAAGUAAGGAGAUGGUUCAUUGAAGUUCCCUAUGGAGCUACUGCGGGGAUUUUACGUUUAGCACGGUUAGAUGAUGAUGGAGAUAAAUCGUGUGAAUUUACGAUUACUAUUAGUUCACCAUGUAUUGGUAUGGAUUCGGAUAGUCAAGAAAUUCGAUGGACAUUUGUUGAAUUAAAUAAAUUUGGUCAAACUAAAUCAACUUUAAAACGCAAUGAUAAAUAUGGACCAUCAUUGAGUUCAGAUGAUUUCGACUGUGCAUCACAAUUUGGAUUUCCUAUUAAAUGGGAGACAGAUUGUUUAGAAUUAACUAUAGCACAACAUUGGGGAUUAGAAAUCCCAGCUAUUGUAAUUGGUGAAUUGUAUUUUCGUGGUCUUGAACCAAGUCUUAAAAACAUUGUAUUGAAUACAAGUGAUCGUUAUUGUCGUAUCGGUUUACGUUCUAAUUUUAUUAAUGAAUCAAUACAGCCGGAUAUAUGGUUAACUCAUUGGUGUUUACCUGUCAAGCCUCAUGAUUCGAAAAUUUUUUAUUUAGGUCAUGGAACAAAUGAACUGCUUCCCAACGAUUGUGGUUCGUAUGCUCUGCGUUUAACAUAUCGGUUUAGUUGUCCUUUCAAAUCAGCUACAACCAUCAUUUCUUUGCCUUGGUUACAAGAUAUGCUUUAUACCAGUGAUUAUUCAAUUCAUAUAUUUCAUAUUUAUGAUAAUUGUGGCCGAUAUAUUGGUGCUGGUGAAUACGAUGGACACCGUGAACAACGUCCGAAAUUUACUUUCAAUUUACAAAAGGGUGACUAUAAAGUGAUUGCACAGAUUUGCCAUGAAAGUGGUCCAUCUUUAAAACGUGAACCAAUAAAACCAUUAUCUGUCCCUUGUCCACCAGGAAACGAAUUGUCGUAUAAUUUAAGUGAAUACAAAAAUGCUGAUUCUACCGCGAUCAAUUCCACUUGGUCACCACUACAAUCGUUGCAAAACACUCCAAUAUUAGUAAGUUUUCGUCUAACUGGAGGAAUGGAAUUAUCUAGUGGUAGAAAAGGUGGUUCUUGUUUAACUGGACAAAGUGUUGUACAAUUUGAAUUCAGCUCAUUCCCUUCAUCACUUAAUUUGAACGGUACCAAAUUUUGUUCAGCUAUGGAUCCUUUAACAUCUGAUGCAAAACAAACUACAAUGAUCAAUCGUAGUGUAUUGAAUAAUUAUUCAUCAAAUACAAUUACAAAUGAUCAACAAACAGAUAAUAUUGAAUCAAAUCGUUUUGAAUUGGUAAAGCGAUUGCCAUGUCUUCCCAGUCGAGUGAACGCAUGCGAAACAAUCAGUAUUUUUCUAGGUCUUACAAAUGAACGUUAUCCAACGUAUAUAGUACCAGGUUCAUAUUUUUCUGGAGCGAUUGGAUUCUAUGAUUCUAAUUUAUUACAUAAUUUAGUAACUUAUCCAUUUCGUUUAGUCAUGGAUAAUUCAAACGUAUUGUCUUCAAAAUCUACUUUAAUUACAACACCAACUACAACUACUACUACUUCUACUAAUACCGCUACUUCAUCACCUGUACUCCUCUCAUCUUCCAUACUAUCAUCUGAUCAUAAUAAUAUAAAAGUAAAAGAACUUCCUAGAAAGUUAUUAAUCAGCUAUAUGGGUUUAGGUAAUGAAGAUCUGGAAUGGAUCCAAUGUUUUGGUGAGUUAUUCCUCUUCAACUCCAGGACAAUUGAAUAUCAGUAUAAAAAGAAUGAAAAUUCGCUUAAUAAUAAUAAUAAUAAUAAUAAUAAUAAUAAUAAUAAUAAUAAUAAUAAUAAUAAUAAUGGUGAUUCCAAAGAUAUAGACACAUCCCAUACAUCAAUUCAUCAAGAUCAUCACGAAGAGAAAAUAUGCCAGUUAGAAAAACCUCAUGAAAAUAAUAUUACUUACCAUAAUUCAUCAUCGAUUAUGUGUGGAAACUUGAUGAAUAAUGUGAAAACAGAUUUAACUGAUGAGCGUAAAGGAUGGGACGCUGAUAAUAAUCCAAAUAAUUAUGUAAAUGACGUUGAACAAAAGGCAGAGGUUAAUAACUCGACGAAAUCACCAAACGAAUUAGAUUCACAAUCGAAUGAUCAUAAUACACUAGAUUCACUGAAUGUCAUUGAACAAGACACUAAAAUCUUGACAAUAUCCGACAAUAUUGACUUUGAUGUCAAUAAUUCAAGCAGAGAAACGGUGCUCGGUCAACAAACAUUAGGGGCAACGGCAUCAGUAGUGGUAACACCACCGAAAUCCACCACAGAACAUAAUCUCUCAAAUGAUAACAAAAAUCAAACAUCAUUCAAGGUGAACAACUAUAAUUCAGAUGAAUUCAGUGCUAUUCUUUGUAAAAUUCAUGUAGAUUUAUGUUCAUUGGAUAAACCGUUCAUAAGUACCUUUGACGAUGACGAUGAUGAUGUUAAUAUUCGUAAUAACAGCAAUGAUUGGCAUACUAAUCUAUGCAUGCUUUUAAAAGAACGUUUCAAACUAUGGUAUGAUAUUGAUUGUUUAAAGAAUGGUCGAUUGAUAAAUUCUGAUGAAACAUUGAACCUGUUGAACAGAUUUUUUGAAUUCUCAUCAAUGCCAACCAUACAAAAGACGACACAAUUACAUAAUAUGGAUAAUUCAAAAGUUUCAAUUAAAUCUUCAUUGGUGCCUACGAAAGAGAAUAAUUUAUUUUAUCAUCUAUUGAAUGUUUCAUUACCAUCUAGUAAUAAUAAUAAUAGUAACUCAGUGACACCUAUGAAGAAGAAUCUCAAAACCAACACUUUAGCCACUACCGAUGGUGCAUGUCUUUUUGCAAGUUCUUGUAGUAAUCUAUCAUUGAAUGGUGAAUAUACACUAUCGUCUCCUUUAUCAUCACAAUUAGAACUUUGCAAAUCUGAUUCUUUGUGUAAUCUUCUUAGACCUGAACCUUCUGAUGGGUGUGUUGUAAGUCAGUCUAAUCAAGGAAUAGUCAAAUCUGAAAACUUCUGGAACAUAAUCAUUGGAGUUAAGUAUAUAAAUAACUAA
Molecule: messenger RNA, 4761 nt
Organism: Schistosoma curassoni
Lineage: Eukaryota; Metazoa; Platyhelminthes; Trematoda; Strigeidida; Schistosomatidae
Source: the annotation of a GenBank genome assembly